ACAACAUACAACCAUAGAGCGGUGGAAAUCAGCUCAGUUCACUCACAGCAUUAGCGGAUUACGGUUAGAUGUUAAUGCAUCCCACAUCUCAGGCUUAACUUUGUCUUGGUUUGGUUAAUAUGAGUUUUGCAUCGUACGCAGUGCCACAAUUUUGAAAUCUGAGGGACUGGAAGCGUUGUCUGCGUCACUCUGCCCCCUUCUGGUCAUAUGUGGUCAUUACAGCGGCAGGUUGCCCGGCUGUUGCAGUAACACACUCUCUCCGCUGGGGGGCAGCCAACAUCGACUAGUUGUCUGCAGGCAAAGAUGGCGGUGCGGAAGAAAGACGGCGGCCCGAAUGUAAAAUAUUUCGAAGCGUCUGACACCGUUUCUCAGUUUGAUAAUGUCCGCGUCUGGCUGGGAAAGAAUUACAAAAAGUACAUCCAGGCCGAGCCUCCCACCAAUAAGUCUUUGUCCAGUUUGGUGGUCCAGCUGCUCCAGUUCCAGGAAGAGGUGUUCGGUAGACAUGUCAGCAACCCUCCACUCACUAAGCUCCCUAUGAAGUGUUUUCUGGACUUUAAGUCAGGGGGGGCUCUCUGCCACAUCCUGGCUGCAGCCUACAAGUUCAAGAGUGACCAAGGAUGGCGCAGGUUUGACUUCCAGAACCCAUCAAGGAUGGACCGAAAUGUGGAGAUGUUCAUGACGAUUGAGAAGUCUUUAGUACAGAACAACUGUCUGACUAGACCCAUCAUCUACCUGAGCACUGACAUAGAACCAAAGCUGCUUGGGAAACUGAAAGACAUCAUCAAAAGACAUCAGGGCUCCGUGACUGAGGACAAGUCCUCCAGCUCUCAUGUUGUGGUGCCCAUUCCCACCAGUCUGGAAGAAGAGGAGUGGGUGCGUCCUGUGAUGAAAAGAGAUAAGCAGGUUCUGCUCCACUGGGGAUAUUUUCCUGACAGUUAUGACACCUGGAUCCCAGCCAGUGAGAUUGAAGCAGCAGUGGAGGAUCCCCCCAGCCCUGAAAAGCCCCGGAAGGUCCACGCAAAGUGGAUUCUAGACCUGGACCAGUACAACGAGUGGAUGAACGAGGAAGACUAUGAGGUGGGAGAGGGCUGCCCUAAGAGGAAGAGGAUUUCCGCCAAGACUCUGACAGAUGAGGUGACCACACCUGACGAGCGAAGGGACAAAAAACCUGGCAGUACCAAGAAGAGGAAGCGCUCGCCAUCCCCUUCCCCCACCCCACCACCCCAAGAGAGCAAAAAGAAGAACACCAAAAAAGGACCAACAACGCCGUACACCAAGUCGAAACGAGGCCAGAGGGAGGAGGAACAGGAGGAUCUGUCCAAGGACCUGGAUGAAGCGUCACCCGUUCCAGCGUCUGAAGAGGGAAGCAACGCAAAGACAAAUAACACCAAGAAGGACUCUGAUUCGACUCCAAUCAAAGGAGGGACGGAUAUAGAUGAACAAGAGGACGAGUCCAUGGAAACAACUGGAAAGGAGGAGGAGGAAGGCUCCCCGAGUGUGAAGGGUGAACCCGUGAAGAGCUCCGACCUUCAUGAGGACAACGUGACCGAGCAAACCCACCACAUCAUCAUUCCCAGCUACGCCGCCUGGUUCGACUACAACAGUGUUCAUGCCAUUGAGCGUAGAGCCCUGCCUGAGUUUUUCAAUGGGAAGAACAAAUCAAAAACCCCUGAGAUCUAUCUGGCUUACAGAAACUUUAUGAUCGACACCUACCGACUGAACCCUCAGGAGUAUCUGACCUCCACCGCCUGCCGCAGAAACCUGGCAGGAGACGUGUGUGCCAUCAUGAGAGUUCACGCUUUUCUGGAGCAGUGGGGACUGAUCAACUAUCAGGUGGACUCUGAGAGUCGGCCCACACCCAUGGGUCCCCCGCCUACCUCUCACUUCCACGUCCUGGCAGACACCCCCUCCAGUCUGGUGCCCCUGCAGCCCAAGACGUCCCAGACUCCUGCCACCCAGCCGAUGAUGUCAUUCCCAGAUAAAGUGAAGGAAAAACCGGCAGAUCUUCAGAACUUUGGGCUGCGGACUGACAUGUACAGCAAAAAGACUGCAUCUGCAAAGAGUAAGAGUGGAGCAAGCUCUAUGAGGGACUGGACGGAGCAAGAAACACUACUAUUACUUGAGGGACUGGAGAUGUACAAAGAUGACUGGAACAAGGUGUCUGAACACGUGGGCAGUCGUACGCAGGAUGAGUGCAUCCUGCACUUCCUCCGGUUGCCCAUUGAGGACCCAUAUUUGGAGGAUGGCUCAUCUUCAUUGGGCCCACUGGCCUACCAACCAGUACCUUUCAGCCAAGCAGGAAACCCGGUCAUGAGCACUGUGGCCUUCCUUGCUUCUGUAGUGGACCCUCGUGUGGCCUCAGCUGCGGCCAAAUCCGCCCUCGAGGAAUUUUCGCGUAUGAAGGAGGAGGUUCCUGCAGCACUUGUUGAGGCUCAUGUGCGGCGGGUGGAGGAGGCAGCGAGGGUCAGCGGCCGACAGGAUCCUCUGUACGGUCUGGAGGGAAGCGGGAUCGCUGGCACUGGCCUGGAGGAGGGAGACAGGCCUGAUGAGAGCAGUGAUGAAAGUAAGAGUGACAGCCAAUCGAGUGAGGAGAAGAAAGAUGCUAAGUGCUUUGGUGAUGGGGAGAAGGAGAAGGAUGGAAAAGAGGGAACGGAGGAGGGACAAAGAGAAGGAGAGAGUGAAGGAGAAAGGAAGGCUAAGGUAGAACGUGAUAUGGGAGAGGGUAACCUGGCAACUGCUGCUGCCUCCGCCUUAGCAGCCGCUGCUGUCAAAGCCAAGCACUUGGCAGCAGUAGAAGAGAGGAAGAUCAAAUCUUUGGUGGCUCUGCUCGUGGAAACCCAAAUGAAGAAGCUCGAGAUCAAGCUGCGACACUUUGAAGAACUGGAAACCAUCAUGGACAGAGAGCGGGAGGCUCUGGAGUACCAGCGGCAGCAGCUGCUGGCUGACCGCCAGUCCUUCCACAUGGAGCAGCUGAAGUACGCUGAGAUGAGGGCCCGCCAGCAGCACUUCCAGCAGAUCCAGCACCAGCAGCACAGCCAGGCCGGGGGCCCCCACUCCAACCAGGCCACCUCAGGGCCCCCCCCGCAAGGCCCCGCCGCAGCUCAGCAAGCUACAAGCACACCAGCACCACAGGCUGCCCCCAGCCCCGCGGCACCAGCCUCCGCAGCCCCAGCCCCUGAGUCCCAGCCCCCUUCCAGUGCUCACACCUCGCCCCCCUGCCCACCGGGCCAGGCCCUGCCCUCGCACUCCAGCUCCAGCACUACCCCCGGACUCCACGGUGAGUUAGGCAACAAGGCCCAGCCCCGCAGCCCAUGCAGCGCAAACCAAGUUUCCUUCCAAGAGCCCAGCGCUCCUCUGGCCGGGGAGACACUCCACCCUUCAGCUCCCGUCCCCCCACCGCAGUGA
Menidia menidia (Atlantic silverside) is the source of this 3405-nucleotide messenger RNA. NCBI's taxonomy places the organism in Eukaryota, Metazoa, Chordata, Actinopteri, Atheriniformes, Atherinopsidae. The record is from the annotation of a GenBank genome assembly.